AUGGGUGUGUUGAGUAGUUUCCAGCAGCUUGACGAAAGCUUUGUCAAGUUCUGGAACGAUUUACCAGAAAAGAAAAUGGGAGAAGACAAAGGAAUGGGGCUUAAAAUUGCAAAGGUUUCGAGGAUGAGAGAUGAAGCUUUCUCUCCGGAUCUGGUUGUGUUAAUGGGUAGGAAAUGCCUCUUUUUAUGGGCGCUAGAAGCUCCUUCUUCUCAAGAAACCCUAGAUGGUUCCUCCCUAAUUUGCCAAGUCUCUCCCUCCCUUUCUCUUCUCUUCCUUUGA
This is a messenger RNA of Prunus armeniaca (apricot), 279 nucleotides long. The record is from the annotation of a GenBank genome assembly. NCBI's taxonomy places the organism in Eukaryota, Viridiplantae, Streptophyta, Magnoliopsida, Rosales, Rosaceae.